GUCGCCACCUGUGAACUGCCUAUUUACGUUUUCGUUUGUGUUCAUCAGUUUGUGUGUUGUUGUUAAUUUUCACUCGAAUCAGCGGAGUGCAAUAGAAAAUUGUGUUUUCCGAUAAAUUAUCAAGUGUUUCAGCUCAUCUUGGCGUUUUUAGUUCUUAAUUUCAUCAUGUUUUUCGUGUUUGAAGAUGGCUCAAGUUAUCUGAAACUGGAAUUGGUGAAGGCUCGACUCAGGUUGCAUUUUUGGUGUAAAAAAGAACUCUGGUAAAAAAAUGUCAUAAUGCCCAAAUCUGGCCAAGACCGGCCGAAUACAGCAUCCUCGUCAUCCAAACUCGUCAACAAAGAGAAAAUUCACUGGUGCAACAACUUGAACACAGUUGUUAUCGCUGCGUCUCCAAAUAGAAGCUUGAGCUUUUCGGUCGCUGGUGGUUCUGACAACGGAGAGUUUGUUUACGUUCAAGAUGUAACAGUCGGGAAGAUCAAUGUGAUCAAUGGGACUCUGAAAAAAGGAGACAUCAUACUUGAAAUCGAGGGCCAAAAGAUAGCCGGCUAUACGCUGAAUGAUACCACUGCUUGGCUGAAUCACUGCACAUUAACCUCUGAACAAGUCACCCUAAAAACAGUGCCUGCAGGAUCCAUUACACCUGAUCUCUGUCAAUUUCUAAACUCAAGCUUUCAGAAAGGCUCUGUAGACCAUGAUCUGCAAAAUACCAUCCGGGACAACCUUUAUCUGAGAACUGUGCCAGUGACUACCCGACCUCCUCGUAAUGGUGAAGUGAACGGUAUUGACUACACCUUCUUAACGAACGAGGAAUUUUUUCAGUUGCAAAGAAACGGGUGCCUUUUGGAAAGCGGAAUCUACGAAGGGAACCACUAUGGGACUCCGAAACCUGCCAAAGAUUCUCAUUUGAUAAAUUGUCUGGGUGACGAUAGCAAUAGCAAUGUAAAGUCUGCGUUCGGGCUUAUACCUGGUGCUCAUCCGAGUUCAGAAGGCAAACGCAAGCGAAAUCGCUCAAACGUAGAAGCCAUGGCAUCAAAAAAUCUAGAUGCCAACUCUCAACCAAUGGGGGAAAAUGACGAUGUAGUCGGGCAACAAGAGAAAAUGUCUCCCCCCAACUACUACCAUCAUUCGGUCACCGACAAUUCAGAUCCGCUUCUGAUGGAUCUUGGUCCUUUGCCUCCAAAGUGGGAGAAAGCUUACACAGAGAAGGGAGAAGUUUAUUUCAUAGACCAUAACUCAGGAACAUCACACUGGUUGGAUCCAAGACUGUCGAAAUUCCAGAAAAAGUCCCUGGAAGACUGCUCUGACGAUGAGCUGCCCUACGGUUGGGAGAGAAUAAACGAUCCACUGUACGGCACGUACUACAUAGAUCAUGUCAACCGACAAACGCAGUACGAAAAUCCAGUCAUACAAGCAAAGUCAGCUAAGGGCAUUGGUUCUAGAACAAACGAUGUUUCUAACAAUGGUGAAAAUGGGACAGCCUCAAGAAAACAUCUAAAUAAUGGCUCACUGACCAGCCACUCGGAUCAGGGGUCCGUGAACAAUAAUAGCAAUUUUUCAGUGAAAUCCAAGAGUGCAAGUGAUGAACCCUAUUUCACGCUGAACCCAAACGAAUUGAUGGGAGAGAGGAUACAUUCAACUUUAGUCAAAUCUUUGCGAGGCUUGGGUAUCACAAUUGUCGGUGGUGAUGACUCCAAAGAAGAAUUCUUGCAGAUCAAAUCUGUCGUGCCAAAUGGCCCUGCAUGGCUGGAAGGAAAAUUGCAGACUGGUGAUGUUUUAGUUUAUGUAAAUGACAAGUGUGUAUUAGGGUACACACAUCACGAUAUGGUUUCAGUAUUUCAGUCAAUAGCUCCGGGAGAGACAGUCAAACUUGAAGUAUGUCGAGGGUACCCGCUACCUUUCGAUCCAAAUGAUCCCAAUACUGAGGUUGUAACAACAGUAGCAGUUAGUGCGCCAGAAACAGAGAACAACAGCUCAAAUGCAUUCAUAGAACAAGAUAUGUACUUGAAGAAUAAUUUAAUGCGAGGGAAUGUUCAUAACAAUGCAAAUGAUCUAUCAAAUCACUCUGUGAAAUCGGUGCCUGAUCUUUACGCAUCAGAAAAAAUGCUGAACAUUGAGCGGCCGAACAGCACGGACUUGAUUCUAGAAGAAGAUGAAGGCAAACCAGAAUAUUUAACAAUGCAAAUUGUUAAAGGUGCCAUGGGGUUUGGUUUCACAAUUGCUGAUAGUGCCUAUGGACAAAAGGUGAAGAAAAUUCUAGAUCGUGACAGGUGUGAAAACCUAAUGGAAGGAGACAUUCUUGUCGACAUAAACAACAUCUGCGUCCGGAACAUGUGCCACGCGGAAGUUGUCCAAGUACUAAAAGACUGCAAUCGGAACGAGGAAGCUUCGAUCACCGUUCAGCGGGGAGGGCCCAGGCCUCGGAAGCCCGAUCUCAAGCCAGGACCCUAUCGAAGCAAAACGCCCACCGUAGACUUCUACAGCUCAAGACCCAAAGAAAUAGUCACAAGUAGACCAAAAACUCCACUCAUCGACACGAGGUCGAGGCCGAAAACGCCGACGAGAACCGACCAACCGCCCACGCAGACGGACAUGUACAUCAUGGAAAAUAGCAAUAGUCAUCAUAAUUAUUCUCGUAGUUACAGCCCCGGAAACGAGCUGGAACAUAACGAGAAUAACUGGAGUAACAAAAUCCCGGGUCACCACAACGAUGAUCUGAUGUCUCGCGUGUCUCCACACGGAACGUAUUACAAUGGAUAUUUAGAGCCCUCGGAGAGGAGUUACUGCCUAGAUCUGCCUAACCAGCAAGCUGCAUACUAUAAUGACUGUUUCAAAAAGAGGAAAGAGACUACCAGCUUUGAGAACGAGCAACCUUUGUCUAAUUCAGAUCUGAGGUACGUCGACCAAGAUAUGGGUUAUCAGAACAACGUAGGUAUCAAUAGGGUCGAAAACCAUCCUAGGCUUCAUGGCGGUGAUUUUGUAGAGUCAACUAUCACAUUGAUCCGGCAGGAUACUGGAUUUGGCUUUCGCAUAGUCGGAGGAACUGAAGAAGGCUCGCAGGUCUCUAUCGGUCAUAUCGUCCCAGGAGGUGCAGCAGACUUGGACGGACGCCUAUGCACGGGUGACGAAAUAGUGAGCGUCGAUGGUCAGUCAGUCAUCAAUACAUCACACCACCAUGUAGUUCAGUUGAUGGCAAAAGCAAGUCGAGUCACGUUAGGCAUUCGGAGACGAAUAUGCUUACCUGGUCAAGAUAUUCAGUAUGACACCAUGAAUGUUUAUCCGUAUGAUGUGACGGUGAAAAGGAGUGAGAAUGAAGGCUUCGGCUUUGUUAUAAUUUCAUCUUUGAACAAAGCUGGUUCUACAAUAGGUCGAAUAAUUGAAGGAAGUCCGGCAGAAAGAUGCGGGCAGUUACACUUAGGAGAUCAUAUUUUAGCAGUUAAUGGAGUUAACAUAAUGAGUCUGCAUCACGGUGAUAUUGUCAACCUCAUCAAAGAUUCAGGCUACUCUGUGACUUUGACCAUCGGGCCUCCUUUAGAUGAUGCAUCCAGCACUGCGUCAAUGACAGCAUCGCAUAGGCAAGAAGAUGUCAUGGAAGGCGAAGAGCAAUACCACGCUGUAGAGUUGAACAGAGGAUCUCGUGGAUUUGGUUUUAGUAUCCGUGGUGGAAGGGAAUUCCAGAACAUGGCUCUAUUUGUUUUGCAGAUUGCCGAAAACGGUCCUGCAGCAUUAGACGGUCGCUUGAAGAUUGGUGAUCAAAUAAUUGAAAUCAAUGGAAUAAAUACCAAAAAUAUGACCCAUGCUGAAGCCAUUGAAAUCAUACGCAAUGGAGGACCUUCUGUUCGACUUCUCGUGCGAAGAGGUGGUCGAGUCCCGCCCAUUCCUUUGGAAGAUCAAAUGAUAUCCGGAAACAACAUGCUUCAACAACAACCUAACAGUCUCAUGUGUUUGAACAUGGCCAACAACGCCUACUAGUAGUGCUGUCUCGCAGCCAUCGCUUAGCCUCAUACUUCUAAAACUGGUUUUUCAGUUACCACUCUCAGACUCUGAAUAAAUGCUCAUUUUACGUCAUCUGAUGUAAGUUGUAUAUUUAAGACAAAAAAUGUGUUUCUCUUUUUUUUUUUCAUUUGCCAAUGUGACCGAUGAGAAGGAUACAAAGGGUGAAGAUUUCAAAAAUCAAGUCCCUGAAAUUCAUUGCUCUCAUUCCUUUUUGCCAUUUUAUGGACCUUUUAAUGAUGGUUGUGAUGUUUGCAGAUAAUGCUGCCUGUCUGCUAGCAGUGUUGUUUGCUGUUCAACAUAGUAUAAUUUGUGUACUAUACUUUCAAUCUGAGGUAUUGCUGUUUUUAGAUUAUUUUCAGGGGUGCUUUCUGAACUCAUCUGAAAAUUUCUGCAUCAGACAAUCCCAUAUUUUCGAAUAUUCUACUGUAGUAAAUUUCAACCUAAUAUUAGAAUUCUGUCCUCUUUUAGUAUUGUCAUGAGUUCCCGUAAAGCACUAUUUUGUUCUUGUUUAUGGAGUUCAAGAUUGAUGACGUCCAGUAAUAUAAUAUAUGUAUAAAAAAAGUGUAGAAGAUCUGAGGUUGUUCUGAUUUUUAAUGGCUCAAAUGCUUAAUUUUUUUUAAUAUCUUAUUCAGUACGAAUAUUAAAUCUAAACAUAUUUCAAUACGACCAGGUACAAAUUUCAGUGUUAUGAUGUAUUUUUGUCAUCAAAUUUUCAUGUUGAACACAAUUUUUACCACAAAAGUUAUUGAAAGUAACUUCUAAUCAAGAUAUUAAUGUUCUCCGGUGCAGAAUUCCAAACCAUUCUCUAUUGGAAAAAACCAUUCUCUAUUCGAGACGAAUGGAAGGGACAAUAAUUAUACCAAGACAGUUUCCGCUGAAUGGAAAAUGGCACCUUUAAUUUUGAUGCUGAAGCUCAGCUGUUGCACAUCAUCCAGACUUUGAACAACUCAGGGUGGAGAAAAAUACUGCUCAAUUAAGAAGCCUGCCAAAAUCGUUGUAGUGCAUGAUUUGAUUGACGUAGCCCCUGGUUUUUUUUUUUUUUUUUUUUUUUUUUGUGAGUGAGAAAUUCAAAUUUUUUGUAGCUAGGGCUGAAGAAUUCUGUUGAUAUCUUGGUUGGGAGUCAAUUUCAUUCAGUUUUAUUCUGUCUAUUGUAUUCUAUGUGAAAUUUUAAAGAGGAUCAUAUCAGAAUGCUCAAAUUGGUGCCUUGUGCACCUGUACGGAUACUGUAUACCUUGCACUAUUGCUUAUUUGGCAGUGUAUUAUUUGAUUCUACAUUCAAUAAGAGUGAAAUUUUAUUGAAUGAAUGAAGAUACUAUGAAGAGAAAACCUGGAAAAUUUCAAAGGAAAAAAAGUCAUCAAAAAACGCAAGCUGUGUCAGAACAAAAGGGCUAAUUUGUAAAACAUGUUACACUUUUCGAAUCAAUUUUCAAAGACCAAAAACGCUGUGUUCAGAAAACCUCUAUCUGAUUCAUUCAGUGAUAGCAAAUUGUAUUUCGUAAAUAAAACUUGUAUUGGUUGUAACAUGAACCCUCCAUUUAACUUAAAAGUUUUUUUUUUUUUUUUUUAAUGUUGAAAGUUGUUUCCUUGAUGUUGGCGAAAGGUGUGUUGAUUUGUAAGGAAAAUUAUCGUUCUUAAAGAAUUGCACGUACAUUUCCAGUAGCAAAGUACGUCAGUUAUGAAUACUGCCAAUAACUUUUUGUUUUUUUGGCUGAAUAGCUUUACUGAUUGUGCCAGUUAAUGUGCAGGUAUUGACAAUUUACGUCUCUAAACACAGGGUUCUCAUAGGCCUCGAGUGCCUCAGUUUUUUGUGAUGCAUCCGUUUCCACCUUUUACUUAAUUGAAACAUCACAGCUUAAUUUUUUUUCGAAGCUUAAAAUGGCAUUCUGUAAAUUUUUCUUCAACAAUUUUCACUGUUGUACCUUUGGACUCAUUUUAUUGUCUUGAAACUCAUUCUUUCUCGGGAACAUGUUUCAAAUGUCUUAAUUUUUGCACUCCCUGGAUGCACUCUAUCCAGGGGCAAUCAGAUUUUUCUCGUAGGAUAGUUUGUAAUUACAACUGAACAAUUUGUUUGGUGAUUUUGUUUGUUUUUUUUACUCAUUUAGGGUAUCUUUUAAGACUGUUUCUUCUCCUUGAAGACUAUGAUUACCUAAGUGCAGCUUCUCUGUUAUUCAUACUAGUGCUUGACGUGAUAUUUCUCAGGGGUGCAGAAAAUGAGGAUCUCAAGAUAGUGCACGGUUCGAAUCGCCGUAAAAAGUAUCUUGACAUUUAUUUUUCUAGGCCCCAAGAGUGAUUGAUUUUUUGGAAGAUCGACACUUCAACUCUUGAACGAAGUAUCUCAUUUGAGGAGGUUUUAAAAUCUGCUCAUAUUUUUGUUUUAUUAAAGAAGAACAUUUUAAUAUCAUUCCUUGAAGUAUUCAUAGAAUUUUUUUUUUUGCACUGAGGAGAAAAAUCGCGAAAGUGUUUAAGAAUUGACAUUGAGUAGUUUUCCAUUUAAAAAAUUAAGUAUGACUGGAAGUCUGCAUUGUCAGAAAUGGAGAUGUCAAGAUGCUUGAAAAGCGCUUGAAUUUCUCUCUGAAAUGAAUGUCAGCAGUACUCACUUGCUGUUUUAAGAAAUUACAGCAUUUUAUGUUAAAUAGAUUGUUUGGAAAAACAAGACCGUUACGACGGUGGGACAUGAUGUACCUUCCAAGUAAGCCAAACAUUUCUGACUGGAACUCAUGAUACAGAGGAAAAAAUUGUAAAUCUAGAAAAGAAUCAUGAUGAAGAUUGUGGAAAGUGCUUGAAAAUUCUUCUAAAAGUGCUUUAUUUAUUAUUCUUGAGGCUGCAUGAAUCAUUAGUAGGUAAAAAAAUGCAGGCUAUUUAAUGAAAAUUUCUUUCGCCAUCAUAAAAUUUCCACAAGCCAUGUGCACUCUCAAUAAUUUUUAUAAUUUAGGCAGUUUUCUAUCAUGUAAUAUAAAAGUAAGAGGUAUUUAUAUGGAGGAAAAAAAAUUGAGCCAAGUCUAACUACCACAAAAAAAGAUAGAAAUCUACAGAGAAGGGAGAUUUCCACCAGGUUCCUGUGAUUCAAAUAAAAGCAAAUUCCACCCGAUUGUGAACUCUCAAAGUUCACCAAACGCUUGCCAGUUUUUUGUCAUAGUGCAUUUUUUAUCGAUCCUCAAAGUACUUACACAGUCAGGAAAAAUGUUCCUAUAAUUUUAAAAGAACCAGACAUUUUUUCUGUUUUUGUUUCCUGCACCCCUGGCGACAUUACUUGUUGACUUGCUGGAAUUGAUAGAUCAUCAUCUUAUUUUUAAAAUAAUUUUUGCGGGCUCGUGUCUUGACUAUUAAUUGAGCGGAGUCCACAGGAAUCAGUCUAACUACUUGAGACGUUUCCUAAUUUUCUCUGAUGUUUUAUUUUUAGAACAGAUAACUAAGCAACACUGAAACAUGAAAUUCUGUGAGUUUAUUCUUCUUAAUCUAGGAUAUAUUCACAGAAAAUGUGAAGAUGUUAAAUAGUUCAGUACUCUUUUAAAAAAAUGAAGAAUUAGCGAAAAUGUGGCAGUAUAAAAUGCAGUUGGGGUGAUUCUGGUUAAUCUAGAUAAUCUUUUUUUCUUCUUUUUUUUUUGCUUUGAAAGUGCUUUAUUUGAAUUUAACAGAAGAAGACUUUUCCUACAAUAUCUGUCCACUCGGUACGCACACUCCUUUGAUUAUACGUAACUCAGCAUUUUCUCUUUUUCACCUAUUACACAGUAUUUCAGUAUUGUAGAUACUUUGUACAUACAUAUGUAAGUUGUAUAUUUUCUUCAGGGUCUUGUUAUAAUUUUAAGUGAACCCUUGUACGGAUUGAAAUAGCUAACUGUAAAUGAGAUUGUGAUAUUCUCUCAUUUGUGUACUAUUUAUACUGUGCAUUUGUUUCUCCACAUUUUAACGUCUCUGAUUCAUUUUCAUUAGUGUUACUUUCACCAUGAUCAAUGUUUUAUUAUUAUGACCGAACACUUUUCACCGCAAUAUUUUGUUGUACAAUUCCUAUCUUUUGUAGGAUUUUCAUGCAAUAUCAUUAAUGAGACCCCCCUCACCUACAAGUUUUUCAAUAGCAGAUAAAAGCUAUUAUGCAAAAGAAAAAAAUAAGUUCUCAGUUUUUUUUCUUGAAAAUGCUGUUAUUUGAUUAUUUUGUGAUGAAGUGGACUCUUGUUCACAGUAUGUGCCUAAGCCUCUUUUUUUAUAAUUUUAAAUUUUUUGUAGAAUUUUUACCCUCUAUUUAUUUUAUCUUAGAUUUGUCUAUUUCCUGUUAAGUUAAUCUCAAUACAGUUAAUGUUUUGUUGCAUAUUGUAAUUGAUCCUUUCAGCACUUGCGCGCAUGGAUUUAUCAUCGCAAAUGAAAGCGCAAAAGUGUACGCUAUUUAUGAUAUCUAUUAAAUUGAUUUUUAUUCCUCCAA
Messenger RNA from Bemisia tabaci, 8407 nucleotides. Lineage: Eukaryota; Metazoa; Arthropoda; Insecta; Hemiptera; Aleyrodidae. The record is from RefSeq and is a predicted model, not a curated record.